Messenger RNA from Ceratosolen solmsi marchali, 1827 nucleotides. It is a transcript of the gene mof, whose product is annotated as males absent on the first. Gene Ontology annotation, biological process: regulation of DNA-templated transcription. The record is from RefSeq and is a predicted model, not a curated record. Lineage: Eukaryota; Metazoa; Arthropoda; Insecta; Hymenoptera; Agaonidae. Gene Ontology annotation, cellular component: MSL complex; NSL complex; NuA4 histone acetyltransferase complex. The transcript is spliced from 7 exons. Gene Ontology annotation, molecular function: histone H4K16 acetyltransferase activity. Bases 181 to 1464 code for a protein of 427 amino acids.
CAUCACGGCCACCAUCACCACCAUCAUCAUCAUCACCAUCGUCAUCACCACAAUAAUCAUCAUAAUCAGCGAACUAAAGAGCAGCCAGGGACGAAGGAGCAUCAGCACCAUCAGCCCUCUUUGCUGCCCUCCUCGCCUCAGGCCAUCAAGCAAGAAAAGUGCGAGACCAACACCGGCGCUAUGCUUUCCAAUGGCAGCAAGGGCUCGGGCGACGAUGCCGACAGCCUCGAGGAGAUGCCGCUCGACAUCGGCGAGCAUUACCUCGUGCGCAGAUCCGAUGACUCUUGGCGUCCUGCUGAAGUCAUUCAAACUCGUUUUAACGAAGUGGAAAACCAUUAUGAAUAUUAUGUUCACUAUGAAGGUUAUAACAGAAGAUUGGAUGAAUGGGUACCUCGAGAUAGAAUUAUGUCCAGUAGGUUUGACAUGAGCGAUCGAUCCUGGAAAAAUGGUGAUAGGAGUCAGAGCAUUGAUCUGCUAGCCGAUUCAUCGGAUAGAAAGAUUACGAGAAAUCAAAAAAGACGUCAUGAUGAAAUUAAUCAUGUGCAAAAAACAUAUGCUGAAAUGGAUCCUACAACUGCAGCAUUAGAGAAGGAACAUGAAGCAAUCACAAAAGUAAAAUACAUUGACAGGAUACAAAUAGGUAAAUACGAAAUAGAUACAUGGUACUUCAGUCCAUAUCCAGAGGAGUAUGGGAAACAACCAAAACUUUGGAUUUGUGAAUACUGUCUGAAAUAUAUGAGGCUAGAAAAGACAUAUCGAUAUCAUAUGAGCGAAUGUACUCAUAGACAACCACUGGGUAAAGAAAUUUAUCGAAAAGGGACACUAAGUAUUUGGGAGGUUGAUGGCAAAGAACACAAAAUUUACUGCCAAAACCUUUGCCUACUGGCGAAAUUGUUUUUAGAUCACAAAACACUUUAUUUUGAUGUCGAGCCCUUUCUAUUUUAUAUUUUAUGCGAAGUGGACAAGCACGGAGCACAUCUGGUCGGAUAUUUUUCAAAAGAAAAAGAGUCACCCGAUGGUAAUAAUGUUGCUUGUAUUCUAACUCUACCACCGUUUCAAAGACAAGGAUAUGGUAAACUUUUAAUAGCUUUCAGUUAUGAAUUAAGUAAGAUUGAACAAACUGUAGGAAGUCCAGAGAAACCACUAAGUGAUUUAGGUAAACUGUCUUAUCGAAGUUAUUGGAGCUGGAUUUUACUUGAAAUUCUGCGAGACUUUAGGGGAACAUUAAGUAUUAAAGAUUUAAGUCAAAUGACUAGUAUAUCGCAAACGGAUAUAAUCUCUACUUUACAAAGUAUGAAUAUGGUAAAGUAUUGGAAAGGUCAGCAUGUGAUAUGCGUCACGCCAAAACUUGUAGAGGAACAUAUUAAAAGUAGUCAAUACAAGAGGCCAAGGCUCACUGUAGACAGUAAUGCGUUAAGAUGGGGAGCACCGCCUCGGAAAAACAUCAAACCCGGAAAAAAGUAAAAUAAUCGAAGCCACUCCAGCGGUGUUGCAGCAGAACUUAAAUGUUCUUUAAAUUUAAACCAUUCCUGUAAAUUUGUUUAUCUUAUACUACGAAAGAAGUUUAAUUCAAUUUCUUGAAAUAUUUUAAAAUUAUGCUCUUCAAUUUUUGUGCUCGAUUCGUGCGACAAUGAGAAAGUUUUAUCGAUGAAACAACAAUAUAAUCAUGAUUUGCAGUGAUUUUUUGCGAAAAUAACAAAAUCGUGCCUCGCUCGGAAAAGCGACAUAAAUUAUUAAGAAAUAUUGUCAUUAAGCAGUAUUAACCGUUAUUAGUGUUUUUUCUUAUAUAAAGUAACAAUAAAGUAUAGGGAAUUUUUUAAAUAAAAA